Messenger RNA from Dromiciops gliroides (monito del monte), 4251 nucleotides. RefSeq names its product scavenger receptor cysteine-rich type 1 protein M130-like. Bases 22 to 3444 code for a protein of 1140 amino acids. Gene Ontology annotation, cellular component: membrane. Lineage: Eukaryota; Metazoa; Chordata; Mammalia; Microbiotheria; Microbiotheriidae. The transcript has 17 exons. The record is from RefSeq and is a predicted model, not a curated record.
UGCACAUCCCAAGGCAGAGAGAUGGGCAGAGCCACAGCAUGGCUCCCUGAGCAUUAUUGGCAUGCAGAACUGGGAAGAUGCUGGCACCAACUGCCCUUCUGGGCUUGUGGACUUUCCCUCCUGUUGGUCAGUACCUGUUUCCUCAGCAGCUGUGUUGGGACUUUGGAGCCAGAGCUGAGGCUGGCCAAUGGCAGUGGCCCCUGUGAAGGGUUAGUGCAGCUGAAGUCUCAGGGCCAGUGGGGGACGCUGUGCAGCAAGAGCUGGAGCAGAAAUGAGGCCUCUGUGGUGUGCAGGCAGCUGGGCUGUCCCUCUGCUGUCAGCAGCUCAGGCUGGGCCAACACUAUUUAUGGAUCUGGACUCUCAUGGUCGAGCAAUGUUUCCUGCCAUGGGAACGAGUCAGCUCUCGGGGACUGCAGGCAGAGUCAAUGGGGACGGGAGCCCUGUACCCCCAGGCAGGAGGUCCGAGUGAACUGCUCAGAAGGAGCAGACCUGGAAGUGAGGCUGGUUGGUGGCCCAAACCAAUGCAUCGGACGUUUGGAGGUGAAGUUCCAGGGUCAGUGGGGGACCGUGUGUGACGACCUCUGGGGCAAGGAAGAUUCGGAGGUCGUGUGCCGGCAGCUGGGCUGUGGCACAGCGUACCACAUCCAGAAGUCACUGGUUCCUGGCACUGGGACUGGCACCAUUUGGAUGGAUGAUGUGGGCUGCCAUGGCAAUGAAUCUUCUCUCUGGGACUGCAGCCACCGAGGAUGGGGGCAGCACAAUUGUAACCACCAUGAGGAUGUGGGGCUGGUCUGCUCAGACGGAGCAGAUCUGAAGCUAAGGCUGGUGGGUGGAACCAAAAAUUGUUCCGGGUUGGUGGAGGUGAGAGUUCACGGACAGUGGGGUAGAAUCUGUGACAACAGCUGGAACACCCAAGCGACCGGGGUGGUGUGUAGGCAGCUCGGAUGCCCCGCCCCCCAGAAUGCUGUGAGCUGGUUUAAUGGCUCGGAGGAGGUGGAGCAGAUUUGGUUCGGGAGCGUUCGCUGUCAUGGGAAUGAGUCAAGCCUCUGGAACUGUGACUACAAUGGAUGGUCUGGCUGUUCGUUCCAGCACCAUGCGAAAGUGAUCUGUUCUGAAGAGAACGAUUUGGAGCUGAGGCUCGUUGGGGGUGGCAGUCGGUGUGCUGGGACGGUGGAGCUGGAGAUGCAGGGACUGCUGGGCACGGUGUGCCAGUCGGCGAUGAACAUGGAGACAGCAUCAGUGAUUUGUAGGCAGCUGGGAUGUGGGUCUGUGGUCAGCAUCUCUCACAUGGACGACUUUGGAGAAGUGACGAUGCACAGAGGUCUCACUGGCAUCUCCUGUGAUGGGAAUGAGGCAUCUUUUUGGGACUGCAAACAUUGGCGUUGGGGAACAACGUCCUGUAGCGACAGAUCGAGGGUGAUCUGUUCAGAGCACAUGAAGGCGCAGCUGGCUGGAGGGGACUUUCCCUGCUCAGGAAGAGUCAUGGUGAAGCAUAAAGACACUUGGGGCUCCGUCUGUGCACACGACUUCCCUCUGUCCACAGCCAAAGUGCUGUGCAAGGAGCUUCAGUGUGGUUCUCUUGUCUCUGUGGUGGAGGCGACUCACUUUGGAGAAAGAAACAUACCGAUCCUGGAUGAAGAGUUGAGGUGUAAAGGCAACGAGUCCCAUCUGUCCCUGUGCCCCAGGGUGCUCCUCCCAGAGGGCAGCUGUACUGAUGGCAGGGACAUCGGCGUCAUCUGCUCACGGUACAUCGACUCCCGGCUGGUUGAUGGAGGCUCCAGGUGUGUAGGACGAGUGGAAAUCCAGAUCCAAGAGGGCUGGGGAGCCCUGUGUGACUCUUCUUGGGACUUGGCUAAUGCCAAUGUCCUUUGCAAUCAGCUCCAGUGUGGUGUCGCUCUCUCGAUCCCCAAAGGAGCCCAUCUGGGGGAAGGACGAGGCCAGAUCUGGCCUCACAUGUUUCACUGCUCAGGGGUGGAGUCCCACUUGGGGGAUUGUCCCGUGACUGCUCUGGGGGCUCCUGCAUGUGACCGUGAAAGCACUGCCUCCGUGAUCUGUUCAGAAAACCGGACUGAGCCUAUGGCCCCAUGCAAUGAUACCGUGCACAACCCAGCUGGGACCACUACUCGCAUGAGGAAUUCUACAGGAUGCUCUGAGAUCCGUGAAAUCCGUCUCAUGGAUGGAGGAGACCGCUGUGCUGGCAGGGUGGAGAUCUACCAUGAAGGCUCCUGGGGCACCAUCUGUGAUGACUCUUGGGACCUGAAUGAUGCACAUGUGGUGUGCCAACAGCUGGGCUGUGGAGUGGCCUUGAAUGCCACCAUUUCAGCUCACUUUGGACAAGGAUCAGGGCCCAUCUGGCUUGAUGACCUGAGAUGCUCUGGGAAUGAAUCCCAGGUGUGGCAAUGUCCUUUUCGAGGCUGGGGUCGUCACAACUGUCGACACAAGGAAGAUGCCGGAGUGAUCUGCUCAGGGGUCCUGGCUUUGAGACUGCACAGCGAUGCCAGCACUCAGGACUGUGCUGGACGAUUGGAGGUCUUUUACAAUGGGAGCUGGGGAGGUGUCGGCAAAAGGAAAAUGACUGCCAUCACCCCCAACCUGGUGUGUGGUCAGCUGGGCUGUGGGGACAACGGGACAGUGCAAGAUGCUCCCUCACACCCGAUGAAUUCCAGGCCCUCAUGGAUUAAUGAUAUCCAGUGUCCUAAUGGGCCUGCCUCCCUCUGGCAAUGCCCAUCUGCAUCCUGGGAGAAAAGAUACCUGAGUCCAGCAGAAGAGACCUGGAUCACCUGUACAGGGAAGAUGCGACUCCAAGGAGGAAGCUCCCAGUGCUCAGGGCGUGUGGAGGUCUGGCACAAAGGCUCCUGGGGCUCAGUGUGUGAUGACUCCUGGGACCUGGCCGAUGCUGAGGUUGUAUGCCGGCAGCUGGGCUGCGGCUCGGCAACAGAGGCCCCACCAGAAGCUGCCUAUGGACAAGGAAUUGGGCCCGUCUUGCUGAGUAAUGUUCGUUGCCAAGGAAAUGAGUCAUCUCUCUGGGACUGUCCUGCCGAUCCUUGGGGGCAGGCAGACUGUGGGCACAAGGAAGAUGCUAGUGUGAAGUGCUCAGGUGUUUCCAAGGCCCCCGGAUUUUCUGAAGGACACAAAGGCUCUUCACUGCCCUGGAUCUUUGGGGGCCUGCUGCUGGUCUUGCUCCUCUUUGCUCUCUUCUUUUGGGCUCAGGCUAGAAGGCGAAGACAGCGAGUUAGUGCCCUCUCCAAUGGAGGGGACCUGAACCACAUGGCCCUGUACCAGAAGACGGAUUUCAAAUGGAAGGAUGACCAAAACUUGCUCAGCAGUGCAGAGGUCCCUGAUGGAUGUGAUGAUGCUACAGAGAGCAGUUCCAAUAUCGUCUCGAGGUCAGAAACCCUUCUUGUUCCCUGGAGAAACAAAAAGGCCGUCCACUUCAGAAGGUAGCUCCAGGACAAGCCAAGUCCCCACAGAUGUUGGUGCAUAAGCUGUGAUUCUCUUCAUUUGAACCUUUUCAAUUUCCUUCACCCUCUUGAGCCCUGAAGAAUGAGAUGGGGGAAGUGGUCAGGGGUCAUUGUCUGCCUCCUUCUCUAAGUGGGCCUUGGGAGACAUACUUCACAUCCUGGCUCUAUCUGUCAUGAAUUCACAGGUCUUUGGGCAGCAGAACUCACUUCUGGACUAGCAAUGGUUGCUGUUUAUAGACUUGCUGUGUGAAGAUGUGGCAGGGCCAAAGGCCAUUUCAGGCAAAGCUGUUGGAUUGAUUAAGACAUCACAGACCAUAGCUGCAAUCAGAUAAAAUCCUUGCUAACCUACAUGUAAAUACAUGGGCCUCAAUUUCAUCGAAAUCAGAUCUUUUCUAUCCUUUUCUUGGAGAUAGCUGGGUGGCACAAUGCACCAGGACUAUGCCAGGGCUGGAGUCCAGAAGCCUCAAGUUCAAAUCCAUUCUCAGACACUUGCUAGCCCUGUGACUCUGGGCAAGUCAUUUAACCUCAGUUGGCCUUCAUUUCCUCCUCUGUGAAUGGCAUCUACCUUCCAGAGUUGUCAUGGGAAUAAAAUGAGCUAAUACUUGUGAAGCACACAGUAAAUCCUACAUGUGUGAGCUAUGAUGAUGAUGUUUCACUCUGUAUUCCGUUACUGCAUUCAUUCCCAUUCUCCUUUGCUCCUAUGUGCUCAUAAUCAGUAUCUUCCCCUUGGGGUAUGCUUUUUUCCACUUAGGCAAUUACUUUUAAUGCUGUAUUAUUUGAUUAUUAAUAU